Saccostrea cuccullata (small rock oyster) is the source of this 1224-nucleotide messenger RNA. RefSeq names its product acetylcholine receptor subunit beta-type unc-29-like. The transcript has a single exon. Gene Ontology annotation, molecular function: excitatory extracellular ligand-gated monoatomic ion channel activity; transmembrane signaling receptor activity; transmitter-gated monoatomic ion channel activity involved in regulation of postsynaptic membrane potential. The record is from RefSeq and is a predicted model, not a curated record. Gene Ontology annotation, biological process: chemical synaptic transmission; regulation of membrane potential; monoatomic ion transmembrane transport. Gene Ontology annotation, cellular component: neuron projection; plasma membrane; synapse. Lineage: Eukaryota; Metazoa; Mollusca; Bivalvia; Ostreida; Ostreidae. Bases 1 to 1224 code for a protein of 407 amino acids.
AUGAGUGCAACGAGAAUAUUUGUGAUAGUGGUAUUUCUGGCGUGUAUUUCGUCUUUGACUAAAGCCUAUACGUUAAAAGAAGAGCUGAACCUUCAUGCAGCAAUAUUCAAUUCCACCUACGACACGAAUGUUAGACCGGGAGAAAACAGAUCGAUUCCAUUACAAAUAAAUGUAACUUUUUACUUCAAGAGUAUUAAAGAGGUUGAUGAAUCUAUCAGUAAGUUCUCCAUAACUGGAGCCCUUGGUGUGAUGUGGAAGGACGAUCGUUUAACCUGGGAGCCAUCAAACUACGGAGAGGAUCUGUAUACCACAAUUGUCCCACAGAAAAAGAUUUGGAUGCCUUUCCUUGUCAACAUCAAUGCAUAUAAUGAAUUGACAGAGAUUGGUUCCAGUAACAUGGAUCUAAGGAUAGAAAACAAUGGAGCAAUAACUUGGGUCACGCCUAAUAUUUUUGAGAGUACUUGUGACGCCGAUAUGUCUUACUAUCCCUUCGAUUCUCAGACUUGUACUUUACGAUUCUAUAUACCAGGGUUCAUGCCAUCUGAGAUCACAUUUACAAUCCCUGAGAAUAGCAUAAACAUGCAUGAAUACAGCAAGAACAGCCUGUGGGAUGUGACAAAUACCAGGAUGCAUACAGCGUUAAACAUUCUUCAAUUUCAGGAGGUACGAAUGUCCGUCACAAUGAAAAGACGACCCGUUUAUUACGUAUCUAGUUUAAUAUUACCAGUUGCUUUUCUCUCGUUUCUUCAGUUGUUUGUAUUCUUGAUGCCACCAGAUAGUGGAGAACGGGUUGGAUUUGCUACUACGGUUCUUCUAGCCAUUGCUGUCUAUCUCACUUUAGUACAAGAUAAAUUACCAGAAGGUUCAGAGCCCAGUGUUUCCUACCUCAGCUACAAGCUAUUGGGGGACUUCAUGAUCGGAGUGUUCAUGGUCAUUGGCGUUAUUAUUGGGCUACGUUUCUAUCACAGAGAACAUGAACAAAGAAUUCCCGAGUACCUUAAAACGCUUUAUAGAAUUUCCUUUUGUGACCUCUCCUGUCGUUACUUAAAAAAGCACAAAGUGAAUACUGAUGAAAAAGAAACAAUGGAAGAGAUGAAGAACACCGGCCCACUCACCUGGCAGGAUAUAGGGAAGGCGACGGAUCGCCUCUGUCUGUUCAUGUUCGGAUUCGGUCUGAUGAAUUGCAACAUCGUAUACCUGAUUGUCAUUGUGUCAUUUUAUUAA